AUGCGCAAAAUUAUAUUUAUGUUUAAAAUAUUCUAUAAAUGGAUUGUGACUUCGAGGCCGAAACAAAAAAAGGUUGAAGAAAAGAAAAUGGCGCUUAUUUUUGAAGAUAUGGAUCUGGAGAAGGAGUAUUCUGCAAGCAGGUGGUCGACCAGAUUUAAUUCCGCGCAAGAAGUUCUACACCACCACGUUGCCUUUGUUACUGCAGCAAGCGAGACGGCUGUCAACAAUGUACCACAUAAAUUGGAGAUCGAGUACGGGUCAACGUUGGGGCAAAAACUGGACAUUUUGGGCACAGAUCUUCCAGACGAUGCGCCAAUACUAGUCUUCAUACAUGGUGGCUACUGGCAGGAGUUAUCCAGAGAAAUUUCCAGAUAUCCAGCGCUCCCAUUAUACAAUUCCAGAAUCAAGACCAUAGUUGUUGGUUACGAUCUGUGUCCUGCAGCUACGUUACCAGAAAUAAUUCACCAAAUACAAAAAGCCGCAAAAUUCGUCUUCGAAUACGCCGAAAAGAUGGGGUCAAGAGGCGUAUAUUUCGCCGGGCACUCAGCUGGUGCGCACCUGGUGGCUAAGUUGUUAGCGAACGCCGACUUCCUUGACAACACGCCAGGCACGCAGCGUCUACAGGGAGCUUUUCUCAUUUCGGGGGUGUACGAUUUACGAGAGCUAGUACACACCUCAAUCAAUGACGCCGUUCAAUUACCGGCCGAGUGGGCUGUACCCCUCUCUCCCCAAUUCGACUGUUUCGUUCAUUUGCAAGUGCGAAGGGUUAGAGUAUUCAUUUUGGCGGGUCAAAACGAUAGCCCGACGUUCAAGAAACAAUCGAGAGAGUUCUUUGAACUACUACAUAACACUUGCCUUAUGCAAAAUAUGUACUUGGAAAUAAAAGACGACAUGGACCAUUUCGACAUUGUCGAGUGUUUCGCUAACAAUGACAAUUAUCUAAAGAACUUGAUGGUGCAUGACGUUCGUAAACAUUUAUAA
Pieris macdunnoughi is the source of this 981-nucleotide messenger RNA. The record is from the annotation of a GenBank genome assembly. NCBI's taxonomy places the organism in Eukaryota, Metazoa, Arthropoda, Insecta, Lepidoptera, Pieridae.